AUGCGGACCUCAGUGGCCGCAUCACUUCUGCUCUCUGCAUUGACCAAUGCACGAGAGCUGAAUGUCACCUCAUUCCGCUCCGUCAGUGCUCAGCCCAUCGCACCAGCCGGGUCCGUCAAAGUUCCCGCGGACUUCUUCAGCUUCGGCUUCGAGACGGCCUUCCUCCACCAUUUCAACAACAACUUCUCCGAUAACAUCGUCGCCUCUGUCGGCGCUCGCAUGGGCAAGCCCUUGAUCAUUCGCAUUGGCGGCACCAGCGGCGACCUGGUCUCCAUCGACCCCCAUCUAAGCAACGCCACGAAAUGUGUGAAAGGACCGGGCUGCCCCAUCGACAGCAGGGCUACCUUCGAGCUGGGCCCGUCGUACUUUGAGACAUUCAAACUCUUCCCGAAUGCCACUAUGACCAUCCAGGCCCCGAUCUCGCCGUACCAAGAGAAGAACAAGGAUGGCUCCAAACGCGAAGCCAAGAUGGACGCUCCCCACGGAGCCGACAUGACCAACGACAAGCACAAGAAGCCUGAGUAUGCGCCCGAGGACUGGAUGGACCAGUCUCUGGAAUAUGUCAAGCUUGCGUACGAGGCGCUCGGUCCCAAGCGGGUUGCGGGUAUUGCGCUGGGCAACGAGCCCGACUACUAUAACUACGGUCCUGAGGAAUACACCCGUCGCGCACUGGCGCUGCAGAAGCGUAUCAUCGACGAGCUCCACCUGGAGGGCGAUGACCGCCGCAUCUUUGAGAUCGGCGAUAUCCCCAACUCGGUGAUUGUCAAGCGGAACCGCGACCAGCACUUUACCUUAACCGACGUUGUCGAGGGUGGACUUGCCAAAAAUGGCUACGCCAAGUUCGCUGCUCAGCACUUCUACCAGGUCGGGGCUGGAAAUGAUUAUUCCGGGGAACUGAUGCAACAAACACUGAUGAACCACACGGCCAUCACGGAACGUUUCCCGCCGCUCAACAAGAGCAUCGCAGACAUCAAGAAAACAGACCCGAAAAUCGACUUCGUCCUGUCCGAGACCGCCGGCGUCAUGGGCGGCCGACCGAUUAAGUACGCUGGCGGCUUCGGGUCCGCAAUGUGGGCCGUCGACUUCCACCUAACUGCCAUGGCCGCCGGCGUCAAGCGCGUGUCCAACACGAUGCGUCCCGAAGCCGCCCACGCGUUCUGGGUGUCCGACUCGUCGGCGCCCAAGACGCGCCGACCAAUGGUGCAAGGCGUGUUCCCAUCCGCGCCGUUCAUCGCCGACUUCGUCGGCAAGGACGACCAGGGCAAGGUGAUCGAGCUGCCCACGGGCCACGAGCUGUUCACCGCGUACGCCAAGUACGACGUGCAUACCGGGAAGCUUGCGCGCAUUGCGCUGAUCAACCUCAAGCGCUGGGACCCGACCUCGCCUGAGAAGCGGGGCGCCGCGAGCGUGACGCUCGAUGUUGGGGACCGCAAUGCUGAGAAUGUCCGCAUGGAGCGCAUGGAGUCUGGGCAGGGCUCUGCUGGUCUGGGAUUGGACUAUGGGGGUCCGACGCACAAUGUUACUUGGGCUGGGGAGCAGUGGUCACACAAGGUUGAUAAGGGUAAGGGCCAUUAUGUUCUCGGGGGCCGGGUGCAGGAGAUCGUCCAUGUGAAUCACGGUAAGGCGGAGGUGCUGAUCCCUGAUACCGAGGCGGCUAUUAUUUACUUCUACGAUGGGGAUGUCACGAUCCAGCUGUAA
Penicillium alfredii is the source of this 1698-nucleotide messenger RNA. Its product is annotated as glycosyl hydrolase family 79 C-terminal domain-containing protein. The record is from RefSeq and is a predicted model, not a curated record. The transcript has 3 exons. Lineage: Eukaryota; Fungi; Ascomycota; Eurotiomycetes; Eurotiales; Aspergillaceae. Bases 1 to 1698 code for a protein of 565 amino acids.